UUUUAUAAAAUGCCACACUGCGGCAAACUUACAAAUAAAAUAACUUAAUUUCGUAUGAAUCCUUUAACUAACAUGAAAAAUGUGCUCAAAUUGAGCGAGCACGAGCUACACCAUGGCGGCAAGAAGAGCUGGCACGACAUGUACCGGGAUUCAGCCUGGAUAUUUGUCGCUGGAUUUCCGUACACUCUUUCGGAGGGAGACUUGAUCUGCGUUUUCUCGCAGUACGGUGAGGUCGUCAAUAUAAACCUUGUCCGAGACUCCAAGACGGGCAAGUCCAAGGGCUUUUGCUUCCUGUGCUAUGAAGACCAAAGAUCCACUGUUCUGGCCGUCGACAAUCUCAACGGUAUCAAGAUAAUUGACAGAACGCUGCGCGUGGAUCAUGUAGCGGACUACAAACCGCCGAAGGAAAACGAAAAAAUGGACGAGGAGACUCUUCGACUUUAUAUGGAGGGAUGUGCGCCGAAGCCGCAGCUUCCACAGGUAAAAACUGAGAAAUCUAAAGAAAGAAAGUCAUACAAAUGAUUUUUACAAGUCUUCUUUAGUCUCAGUUAAGAAAUAGGCUAAUAUAAUAAAAGCUGC
This is a messenger RNA of Drosophila serrata, 579 nucleotides long. RefSeq names its product RNA-binding motif protein, X-linked 2. The record is from RefSeq and is a predicted model, not a curated record. Lineage: Eukaryota; Metazoa; Arthropoda; Insecta; Diptera; Drosophilidae. Gene Ontology annotation, molecular function: RNA binding. Gene Ontology annotation, cellular component: U2 snRNP; catalytic step 2 spliceosome; precatalytic spliceosome. Gene Ontology annotation, biological process: mRNA splicing, via spliceosome.